Messenger RNA from Euleptes europaea (tarantolino), 1332 nucleotides. RefSeq names its product pannexin 1 (gene PANX1). The transcript is spliced from 5 exons. Gene Ontology annotation, biological process: monoatomic cation transport; positive regulation of interleukin-1 production. NCBI's taxonomy places the organism in Eukaryota, Metazoa, Chordata, Lepidosauria, Squamata, Sphaerodactylidae. The record is from RefSeq and is a predicted model, not a curated record. Gene Ontology annotation, molecular function: channel activity. The coding region runs from base 2 to 1309 and encodes 435 amino acids.
GAUGGCCAUCGCCCACAUCGCCUCCGAGUACCUCUUCUCGGACUUCUUGCUGAAGGAGCCGUCGGAGGGCAAGUACAAGGGGCUGCGGCUGGAGCUGGCCGUCGACAAGCUGGUCACCUGCAUCGCCGUCGGGCUGCCCAUCCUGCUCAUCUCGCUGGCCUUCGCCCAGGAGAUCUCCCUAGGUACCCAAAUGAGCUGCUAUUCUCCAAGUACAUUUUCCUGGCGCCAAGGAGCUUAUGUGGACUCUUACUGUUGGGCAGCUGUGCAACAGAGGCAGCUUUCGUGGGGUGACUCGGGACACCUUCCUCUCUGGCUUCAUAAAUUUUUCCCAUACAUCCUUCUGCUCCUUGCUGUCUUGCUGUACCUGCCAUAUCUCUUCUGGCGCUUCACCGCGACACCCUACCUUAGCUCCGACCUGCAGUUUAUUAUGGAAGAACUUGACAGAGCCUACAACAGAGCGAUCAGAGCUGCCAACAGCUGCCAUAAUGGGGACUUGAAGGAUCCCUCCAGCUCACCACCCAUUAUUAGUGACAACACAGGUCAGAGUUUGUGGGAGAUAUCCGAAAGCUACUUUAAGUACCCCAUGGUGGAACAGUACCUGAAGACAAGGAAGAGGUCCAAGCACUUGAUAAUCAAGUACAUCGUCUGCCGUCUGCUAACACUGACAAUUAUUCUGCUGGCCUGCCUCUACCUGGGCUAUUAUAUCAGCCUUUCCUCUAUGACCGACGAGUUCGUCUGCAACCUGAAAACCGGGAUCCUAAAGAAUGACACAACUAUUCCGGAACGGGUCCAGUGCAAACUGAUCGCAGUCGGUGUCUUCCAGCUGCUCAGUUACAUCAAUUUAAUUGUGUAUGUGCUGUUGGUGCCCGUCGUGCUUUAUGCCUUGCUGGUCCCGUUCAGGCAGAGUUCAGACAUACUGCAGUUAUAUGAAAUCCUGCCCACGUUUGAUGUUCUCAAGGUCAAAACAAAGCACUAUGACGACCUGAGCCUUUACCUCCUCUUCCUCGAGGAAAAUGUAAGCGAGCUUAAAUCUUAUAAGUGCCUCAAAGUUUUGGAGAGCCUGAAAGACACCGGAGAGAAGUUUGACGCGAUGCAACUCCUGGUGAAUCUUGGCAUGAUUAAAACAGAUGCAGCAGACGGGAGGUCACUCACCAUCAAAGACAAAUCUGGAAAGAAACUUGAUGGAGAACCCUCAAAGAGUGCAACCGAGUUAAAGGAUUUGGCACCACCAACACCGACAGGUGAGGGAGGAAGAACAAGUAAAGAAGAUGGCAAGAUUCGUCAGAGGCUUCUGGAUUCUUCUUGCUGAUGGCGGUCCAGUUGGUGACGGGU